AUGGAGCUCAACAAGGCUUCAGCAAACUCGACCCUGAGCGACACACCCGGGCAGGUCCCAAACGAUGGAACUGGCAUCAUCCAGAUGGAUGGCUACCUUGAGCCUUUCAAGGACGCGCUGAAGAGCCGCUUCUCCAAAGCACAGAAGUGGAUCCAGACCAUUGAAGAGACUGAGGGCGCUAACACCGCGCAGGGUUACGAGAAGUUCGGCUUCAACGUCCAGUCCAAUGGCGACGUCGUCUACCGUGAAUGGGCCCCGAAUGCCCUGCGCGCCUACCUCAUUGGUGACUUCAAUGACUGGAACCGCGAUGCGACUCCCAUGACCAAGAACGACUUCGGUGUCUUCGAGGUUACCGUGCCUGGCCAGAAUGGUCAGCCCACCAUCCCCCACGACUCCAAGAUCAAGGUAUCCUUCGUCGUCCCCAACGACCAUGCGCGCCAGGAGCGCCUGCCAGCCUGGAUCACCCGAGUGACCCAAGACCUCAAUGUCUCCCCCGUAUACGACGCCCGCUUCUGGAACCCUCCCCAGAAGUACGUCUGGAAGAACCAGCGACCGCCCAAGCCCCAGAGCGCGCGUAUCUACGAAGCCCACGUUGGCAUUUCCUCCCCCGAGCCCAAGGUAGCGACUUACAAGGAGUUCACACGUGAUAUCCUCCCGCGCAUCAAGCAUCUAGGAUACAACACUAUACAGCUCAUGGCCGUCAUGGAGCAUGCAUACUACGCGAGUUUUGGUUACCAGAUCAACAGCUUCUUUGCUGCAAGCAGCCGCUAUGGCUUCCCAGACGAUCUGAAGGAGCUCAUUGAUACCGCGCAUGGAAUGGGCAUCACAGUCUUGCUGGACAUGGUACACAGUCACGCAUCUAAGAACGUGCUUGACGGUCUCAACAUGUUUGACGGCAGCGACCAUCUCUACUUCCACGAGGGUGCCAAGGGACGACACGAGCUGUGGGACAGCAGGCUGUUCAACUACGGUCAUCACGAAGUCCUGCGCUUCUUGCUCAGCAACUUGCGCUUCUGGAUGGAGGAGUACCACUUCGACGGUUUCCGAUUCGACGGAGUCACCAGCAUGUUGUACACUCACCACGGCAUCGGAACGGGUUUCUCAGGCGGCUAUCACGAAUACUUCGGUCCUUCAGUUGACGAAGAGGCAGUUGUGUACCUUAUGAUCGCCAAUGAGCUUCUGCACACGCUCUACCCUGACUCCAUCACAAUCGCCGAAGACGUGUCCGGUAUGCCUGGUCUCUGCGUGGCACUCUCAUUGGGCGGAAUAGGAUUUGAUUACAGACUAGCUAUGGCUGUACCCGAUCUUUACAUCAAGUGGUUGAAGGAGAAGCAGGACAUUGACUGGGACAUGGGCGCGCUUGUCUUCACCUUGACAAACCGAAGGCACGGCGAAAAGACCAUUGCGUACGCAGAGAGUCACGACCAAGCGUUGGUCGGAGAUAAGACUCUGCUCUUCUGGCUUUGCGACGCGCAAAUGUACACCAACAUGUCGAUUCUUUCAGAGCUCACCCCCGUCAUCAACCGAGGUUUGUCCCUACAUAAGCUGAUCCGUCUGAUCACGCACGGCCUGGGAGGUGAGGGCUACCUGAACUUCGAAGGCAACGAGUUUGGCCACCCCGAGUGGCUCGAUUUCCCGCGCGAAGGCAACAACAAUAGCUUCCACUACGCUCGCCGCCAGUUCAACCUUCCAGACGACGAGCUUCUCCGCUACAGAUUCCUCAACGAAUUUGACAGCAAGAUGCAGUGGACAGAGGAGAAGUACGGAUGGCUCCACUCGCCUCAGGCCUACGUCAGCCUUAAACACGAGGGCGACAAGGUCAUUGUGUUUGAGCGUGCUGGACUGCUGUGGAUCUUCAACUUCCAUCCUCAGGAGAGCUUCACUGACUACCGUGUUGGUAUUGAGCAGGAAGGUACCUAUCGCAUCGUUUUGAGCACUGACAGCAAAGCCUUUGGUGGGCACGGCAACGUUGACGAGACUACGAGGUUCUUCACCACGCCAUUUGCGUGGAACGAGAGGAAGAACUUCUUGCAGGUGUACAUUCCUAGCAGGACUGCGAUCCCUCGUACGCGUAGCUCGCUUCUCCGAGCCCCGAACUCCGUUAUGUCCGACCUUUUGUACUCGCGUCAUCAUCCCGGAACACUUUCCGAAGCUUCUAUACAAUUUCCCUGUCGCCCCGUCUGGCGUUGUAACAUAGCAACCAUGUCUUUCACUCGAAUUCCUCGGGCUGCUAUACCGCACGCCUUCCGCUCCUUCUCUACAACCCGUGCGCGAUUCCAAUCUACAAUACCCUAUAUCCCAUCAUGCCCGUCACCAACCUGUGAAUGCGCAGCAGCGCCUCCUGAUCUAGACAUUGAUCGCAAAACGCCAUUGCUGAAUACCAUGGCGGCGUACUCUGAACAGGUCAUCUUCUGUACAGGAAAAGAAGACUGGGUUAGCAACAUCGAACAGGAAGAGGGUGAAACUGGGGAGUUUGUGAGAGGGCUCAAAGGUGUGAUUGGAAAGGGCGGUCCUGGGUUUGAUCCUUUUACCAAUGUCCUCAUCACUGCUUCUUCGCUACCGAAGAGUGAAAAGAUCGGCGCAACAACGGCUUUACUGUUUCCGAGUUUCAAACGUAUACCGAAUAUUCCUCACACGCCCGAAGCCUUCUCGAAUUUUGCGACUGCGUAUCUGAAAGCUCGAAAACUGCAUUCUAUGCACGAUGGUCUCUCUGCUGAGCAAAAGGCCAACCUCCUCCGCGACGAGUCGAAAGCAAUCGAACUACCAGAGGCGGAAAACAUUACGAAACCCACAGUAUUGAUCUGCGGACACGGCGGCCGCGAUCAGCGAUGCGGCAUUCUUGGGCCUUUGUUGCAAUCCUCGUUUCGGUCCGAGUUCAAGCGUAGGCGCAUAGAUGCGGAUGUAGGCCUGAUAAGUCACAUUGGAGGGCACAAAUACGCGGGAAACGUCAUCAUUUAUCUGCCUCCCAGUAUUGAAGAUAACGCGCUGAAGGGAUCGGGCAUCUGGUAUGGUAGAAUUGGACCUGAGAAUGUUGAGGGUGUGGUUGAAGAGACGGUGGUCAAAGGACGUGUCAUCACUGAGUUGUUGAGAGGGGGUGCCAUUCAAGACGGAGGCAAUAUUGGGAGGAUGAUCGAGACACAACUGAAAAAAGAUAGCGGAGAAGAGGACAAUGGGACCCUGAGACUAAAGGCUAGGGCGAGAGGCUAA
Molecule: messenger RNA, 3207 nt
Organism: Alternaria burnsii
Lineage: Eukaryota; Fungi; Ascomycota; Dothideomycetes; Pleosporales; Pleosporaceae
Product: glycoside hydrolase family 13 protein
Exons: 6
Coding region: 1-3207 (1068 amino acids)
Biological process (GO): glycogen biosynthetic process
Cellular component (GO): cytoplasm
Molecular function (GO): cation binding; 1,4-alpha-glucan branching enzyme activity; hydrolase activity, hydrolyzing O-glycosyl compounds
Source: RefSeq, a predicted model, not a curated record